Messenger RNA from Bombyx mandarina (wild silkworm), 7867 nucleotides. RefSeq names its product coiled-coil domain-containing protein AGAP005037. Lineage: Eukaryota; Metazoa; Arthropoda; Insecta; Lepidoptera; Bombycidae. The record is from RefSeq and is a predicted model, not a curated record. Gene Ontology annotation, cellular component: cytoplasm.
GCCAAAGUUUUAUUGAUAAAUAAUGCGUUGCGCUUGAUUUUUAUUAUUUUGAAGUUAACCAAGACAAGAAGUAAACUUUUAAAGUAAAUUAUGUUCGUAGUGUUAAGUUAAAGUCGUGUUCAAGUUCGCUUUCUUGGUUUCGCCGGAUGUCACAGAAAUAAACUUCUGUAGUAAAUAAAACCUGAUAUUCUUGAAAAUGUCAGAAAAUAAUAAAAAGAAAACCGGAAGUUUCCGGAAGUUGUUUCCAAAUUUAUUUUUCUCGAGUAAAACAAGAGGAAAGACGAGCAAAGAUUCGAAGUCGACCUUGAAAUGUAACGCUGAUUUGUCAAUAAGCAAUCAAUAUCAGAGCCCACGAUCGAUAAGAUCAGAUAAGUAUGCUCAAGGAGACGAUAGCGAGCGAAUAUAUGAAAAUUUAACGACAACAAACAUACAAUCCGAUAAUGAAACCUUGAACAUCGAUAUACCGAGCAAUCAUUCGUCGAGUAGCACGCUUGUUUCUGAGAGUGUCAAAAAUAGAAAUCUCCAUUUAAACGAACCGGUUGCACGUUUCGUCGGAAAAGAGUGCUCGCAUUACGCGGCCAGACCGCAGGUACCUCCGAAGCCCCAGAACGAAAUGGUUCAUCCGACGGCGAACACUAAUUACGAUAAUUCACUCUACCCAGACGUUUAUUACCAUUCACUCGAGAAGCUGUCUGAUAAAAUAUCGCCUUUGGAUGAAAUUGAAAUUUAUAAGGCGUCGCAGGCUCAAGUGAAUCCUGCAUCUGUUGGUGCUGAAAUAAAAAGAGUCAGCACAAAAUUCUUAAUAUCUCCGAAAAAAGAAGCAGAAGUGCGUACUAUACAGCCGACUAGAGCUCGAAGCCUGUCUCUAGAAAAGGAAGGAAAUUGUCAUGAAGUAAAAAAGGAAGUAAGCCAGACAAAUGUGAAGAAACCAUAUAAUUACUCAGCACCGACGUCUCCAAUGCCCGUAACUCAUAAGAUACCAUCCAUGCCUAAGACGGUUUCUCCAUACGGCCAUUUGAGAAGAAACAUGAUCGAAAUCGAGGAAAAAAGGAAUUCGUUGAACAGAACCGGUCAACGCAACAGACCUUUGUCACCAUCAAGAUCGGAUUUUAAUUACCAGUCUACUCCUACAUCACAAAAUGAAGGGCCUAGACCUGAAGAAAACGAAAAAGAAAAAACGAGGCAAAAAGUUGAAGCGUUUUACUGGCAAAAAUUGAGAGAAAUGCGCCAGAAAGAAGAUGAAUAUUUGCUUAAGCAGUCACUAAGAGGUUCUGCUCGAAAUGCUUCUACAUUAUCGAAUUGUAGUUCUCCGAAUUCAUUUACUGUAGAACCUAGAAGCUACAGCCUCCCACGUGGUCAAGAUUUCCGAAGUUACACGAAACAACCAGUUUAUGCUCAAGCUUCUUUUAAAAGAGGAGCCCCCGAAAGACGCACUGAUACUUUUAUAAAAAAUCGUUCCUCUAUGGAACCAGAAAUCAUUUAUAGGAAUCCAGAAAAAUUACUUACUUUAUCGCCCAUUUCAUUGCAAGAAAGGAGAGUGUUUCAACCUGAUAUGCACAAUAAACAAGUUAAUCUUGAGGAACAAAACGUCAAAAACAACAAAGUUAAUUACUUAGGACAUAAUCCCAGGAAAGUGUUGAGUGCUCCACAGUGUGUUAAUUUGACUGAUAAUGUAAGGACUCCACCCUUGCCUCCUGUUAGAACAACAAGUGUUGGUGCCGGAAAAAAAACGCAUGUCAUAAACAAUACGAAAUUAAUUCAUUUACCUGGAGGAGGCCAUUCUGUAUAUUCAGAGUCGGAGAGUGGCUCGGAAGCUGGCGAAAUACAGAGAAUUUUCAACGAAAAUUCAAAAAAAGAAGAUGACUGGCACGGAGAUAGCUCUCGGAUUGAUGGGGGAUUGUCGGAUGGCGAGGCGAGCCGAGGUCCUGUCAGAGGACGCCCAUCUCGACGCGACGACCCGCGAAGACACACCCUCGCGGGGAACCACUUAUAUGUGCACCCACAUCACCCUGCACAGAUCAACUCGCUCGAGAUGGAGCUACCCAGGAGCGGACAACGGUCAGCUAAGCCUUCGGAAUACGCAUCUGUAAUGAAGCCUCGGGCUAGCGGACAAAGCCGUGUCUCUGACCCGAGAAUGAGGAAGCCUCCCCUGCCACGGAGCUAUCCGCCACCCACCAACAGUCUUCUAUACGACGAAGACCCUGGAAUCAUGUCGGAGGUCGAGACGGCGUCCACUGGCUUCAGGAGGGGAGGAAAGCAGAGGUCCUCUUUACCUGUAGUCAGGACGCCGAGCAAGACGCUGGAGAGACCGCUCGGUUUGGUGUUCCUGCAGUACAGAAACGAAACCAAGCGUGCCCUCCUGCCAAAUGAAAUAACAUCAAUCGACACAGUUAAAGCUUUAUUUGUUAGAAGUUUCCCAAAACAACUUACUAUGCAAUAUAUGGACAGCCCUAUGGUUAAAAUCUACAUUCACGACUCAUCCAAGGACAUGUUUUACGAACUCGAAGACGAACGGGCUCAUCUUCAUGACAUCCGGGACCGUUCUGUGCUGCGACUUUUUGAAGCAACCGACAUAGGAGGAGGAGCAUUCCCCGGUGUCGUCGGCGUGGGAUCAUUAGCUAUGCCACCGCCUGCAGCCAAUUGCUCAGGCCCUAGCAGCUGGGAUCAGGACCAGAGCUACUUCAGCGAGCCUGAAAUAGACUCCGAGUAUCACCAUCAGCAUGUCCACAAAACUAAGGUGAAGGCACCAGCUUACUAUAUGGGGAACCAAGCUCCAAGUACGCUGCCUCGUGGUGGCUCCAUGCUGCGGGCCUUCUCUCCAGCCGGCCCCCCCGUCCCCGCAGACCGAGUGAAGACCAUCCCCGUAACAGGUCCCUCGCCGGCCAAGCCGUUGCGUGCAUACGUUCCGGGGGGCGGGUCGGAAAGAUGUUUCCCCUUCACGGCGCCUGAUUGCGCCCGGGCCGCGGAACAACUAUACACGAUCCCCGGUCAUUCGGAUGGCUACAUGUCAUCCCCUGAGCGGAGUAGCAACAGGCAACCCUAUGAAGAUCCGUACUACACCCAGUUCCUGGGACCGGCUGCGGGCAGACCAGCUAUCGCACCUAUCAUUGAUGAGGAAGCAGGCGAUACGUUGAUAAUCGACGACGCGUAUCAGAUGUACGGGGUGAAUCCGAUCACCACGGCGCCCCGUCCAAUGCCUCGACCUCCUUAUGAUGCAAGGAUUCCGCCCCCAGUCGAUGAGCUGCAGCGGAUCCGUGUUGAAAAGAUGGAACGUCAACUGGCUAACUUGACUGGUCUGGUCCAAAAGGCACUGCAGGUCCCAGGACCAUCUACUGCUACGCCUCCGACAGCAGCGCCAAGACAGGAGCUCCAGAAUUAUGGGGCAGCUCGACAAGGAGCAGGACAAGAUGCCGCGAGUUUUACCAGCAACGGGAGACUUCCCAAAUUAGGGAGGGAUAAAUUUCAGAAAUCCGUGUCCUUCGAAAAGUCAGUGUCGUUCAGUGAUGAUCCGCCAGACAUGAAUUCGCCCAAACAACAUUCGCCUCAGCACUCAGCUGAUACAAAACCUGCAAAACCGGCAAUCAAAUCAUCGACAUUGCCGAGGACAUCCUCUCAAGAGCGUGAUCGCUUGAAGCCGGCUCCUCCACCGAAGCCAGCUGGACUGGUCGGCAAGCAGAAUCCAAUGGGACCGCAGAAGAUUUACACCAUCAAUGUGACUUCGGAUUUCUUCGGGCAAUUGCGGGUGUUGCAGAAACAGAGCCGCGACCUGAGGAUCGAGACCCGCAAUUUGCGUCGUUCGACCUUGACUCACGCGAUACAGAUGAGGCAGAUGAUGGCCGAGACCAUUGUCAAGAUCGGGGAGCUGGCCGCUACAUUCUGCGAUCAAAAUCCGGACGCGCAACUGACUCGCGAGGAGGAGAUGUACCGUCAGGACAUGCUGCUACUGGAGAAUGAUCUGUACGAGCUGGAGGCUACCGUCGAACGUCUUCGCGGUCAAGCUGCUAAUAGUAGGGAGACUCGGGUCAAUAUGGCGGACAUUGAACGCAUCGCGAUGGUGCUAUCAAAGAGCAGCAAGACAGUUGCUGAUUGGAAGCUUAAAUUCCCCGUGCUCCAAGACACAAUGAAGACCAAGCUGUCUGCUGAAAUGGAGAAGGUGGUGCGUAAGGAGAAGAUCCUGGAAGACGAACCGGAACGCCUCGAGCUCGCUCUACGUCGUUGUAAGAAGCUCACCGGAACACUCGUCACUCUCAAGAGGUUGGCCUGUGUUCAAGAGCAACGUCUCCCGAUGAACGAUGGUCGCAUCUCACCCGAAUCAUCCCAAAGCUCCACUUUCACGGCUUGCCCUUCCUCCGAGGAUUUCAACUCGGACAGCACCUGUCCUAUGGUGACCGCUCACAACAACAAGGGGUCCGGGUGUGCUGGACGAGGCGGCCAGGGACGCGGAGCAGCAGAUGUACGUCCAGAGAACGCACUCGACGCUCUUUUAGACGAACUGCAAACAUUCGCAAAACCGUGCGAGCGCGGAGGUAGGGGCGAAGGGCCACUGCGGCGUCUGCAUUCGUACCCGAGCGGCAGCGACACCGACGCCUCACCGCCGGUACGAGCCCGGGGACAGCACCCACCCAAGCCCCCGGUCCCGGAGCGUCACCCAGAGCUGCUCGCCAUGGCCGCCCGCCGUGCCCCUCCGCCUCCGCCACCUCGCACCACCUCACGCUCGCCAUUAGCCUCGCCCACUUCACCCUCUUCACCACCCCGAGACGACUCUGAAUCUUGCCCCACGGAUCCGAAUGCCACUGACGAUAAGGCAGCCGCACGACAAAACCUUCUCGAACAGCGCCAUCAGGAAUUACUCAAGAAACAAAAAGCUCUCCAGGAACAAUAUGCCCGAUUGCAAAUGAUCCAACGCAGCGGACCCACGUUGCCCCCGAAUGCGCAACCAGACUUGAAGAAGACCGGCAGCGAAUCGAACCUCCUCACCAAGAUGAAUUUAAAUCUGGCACCAGCUAAUCUCUCCGGGAGCAUGACUCACCUGGCCAGCGAUUGCAAGAACAACAUCAUGGAACGCGCACCGUUCGAGAAGAAUUCACAAAACGUGUCCAACAGUGAAACGAUCGCGACUACGAACAAAGUUUAUGAGACAGAUAUCCUGUGACCCAGCGGUCGUUAUGACGUCGUGUCUGUAUGAUUUAUUUAAAACAAUUAUCUUAUGUUAAAAUUACAUAUUUUUUCAUCUCGUUUAAGGCACUAAGAUCUGCGUGAAAACGCCGGUAGAUGUAAGAUUUUCUUAAGUUGACACCGAACAAGUAUUAUUGUUGGUUCAGUUUUAGUUACUAUAAUAAUAAUUUUCAUCUAAAUGUUUAUCGACCAUUUGCGGAUACUAACGAACAAAGCUUAAACUGAUUGACUACGGCGUGAUUCUGGAAACUGAUCUCUCUCCUGUCUCUUUAUUGCUUCCCUGUAUUUACAUGUGCAUUAGGUUCCCGAAGCAAAUCCGGUGCGAUAACGUCACUUUUGCAAAUUAAAUAAUUUUUCAGGAGAAACAUUGGAAAAUUCAACAUCUUACAGUUCUUAUAUAGACUAGACUAAAGAAAUGAAAACAAUAAUAUUUAAACUAAAACUUUAAACUUCAUCAGUAAAAGCAAACAUCUCACUGAUAUCUAUUAAAAAAUGUAUUUUCUCAUACUCAAUACAGUUGUAAUAAAAAUUGGAUAAUUGACUUUAUAGAGCACCGUAGUAUGUGCGAUAUGUUUACGUGUUCAAUGCACGCUACAGACUGCUUCACACGAGACCGAGAGCACAAAUGCACAUACGAAAUACAAGUAAUGGAGAGAUAGAAGUAACAUUAAUAAUUAUAAAUUAAUCAAAUUAAUAUUAAAUAUAUGUGUGGAUUCAUAGAUUAGCUCACCUCUGCAGGUUCAAGUCGGUGUUCACGUUACUCUUGUAGAUGUACCCUUAAUACAUUAUUUGAGCGAAUGAGUGAAUGGAAGCGGUUCUCUACCGACAUUUUGCUCCUUUGCUUGUACUGUAUAUACUAUCUAUAUUGUAAUAUGUUAUAUAUCACUAUUUUAGAAUAAAUUGUACCCCUUGAAUAGUUCACUAUAUCUAUAUAUUAUAUUAUAUAAAAUAAUAUUAUUGUAUAAGUGCCAAAUUUACUUUUUCUUCGCUAUGAAUUGCAACGAUUCGAAAUCGAUUUGAUAAGAUCCCUGGAGUAAUUUACAACGAAUUCAUUGUAAUGACGUUUAUGGAUUUGUUACGUGCUAAUUACUUUUACUUGGGAACUAUUUAAUAUUUUUGACGGCUCAAUAAAGCUGAUAUAUUGAUACGACUGUGAUAAAGAUUACCGUUCUAAUGAAAUGCAUAUGAAUUGACUUUGCUAAUAUUUCUUUUCCACCUACACAUUCAAGGCACUUUCGUCACUGUGAAAACUAUAAUCGCGCAAAAUUAAACUGAAAAUCAGAUAUGUUAUUAAUUUGAUCGUUCAGACAAAAACAUUCUGUGAAAUUAGAUUUAUUUUUACAUAAUUACAUUCGGCAGUAAAAUAAUGUCGCUUAAUAGAAAUAAAUUGGUAGGAAAGUAAUAAAAUUACUAGUCGAAAAAAUUUUCGAGAUUCCCAAUCAUUAUACAGGAUGAAGUAAGUAGCUUCGGUAUGAAAUAUUUGUCUGCUUCUUAAACAACGCAUACUCGCACUAAAACCGUCAUUAAUAUUACUAUAGUCAUACAUUUACAAUUUCGUAACAUCCUUACUACAAAAAUUAUUACUUUUUGGACGUAAAUAUGAAUUUUCACGUACAUAAUUUCAACGCAUUACAUUCCGCAAUAUGUGGUCCUGAUAUUUCAAUUAGAUUUGUUUAUUUUAUGUACAAUUUUAAUGAUUUCGUGGAUAAUCAGUUCGAUUGAAAUCUAAAAACACGUUCCGUUUUUUUCACGCUUUUGCAAAUAAUUCUUCAUAGUAAGGAUAUUACUUUGUCAUUUUGAAUGAAUAAUGAUAUAACGAGUGAUAUUGUUGUGUAGAUUCAUUAAAAUAUUCUUAUUUUUAGACUUGAAAUUAUAUUAUAUCUGCAUUAGGCAACGUAUAUAGAAUUAGGAAACUUAUUACGUCAGAGAUAGUUCUUAUUUCCUACCGGAUUCCAUGUGCCAAAAUUGUUCUGAAACUAUUACUACAAAAUCUUCUUUCUACAAAAUUUUGCGGAUAUCUUGUACUUUUCUUGAAAAAAAAAAAACAUAAUAUUCGUGUAACUAAAAAAAUCGAAAAAGAUAUCAAGACUUCUAUGUCUAAAUUGACUAUUUUAUUAAAAAAAAAAUGGAAAAUGCUUUAAUUUGAUAUUUUGACAAACCCCACCACUCAUUUCGCUUCUCUGACGUAAUAAUAUUAUGUUAUACGAAAUAAAUAUUCACGCUUCUCGGUGUCCGUUGCAAUCAGAAACUUCAAAGUAAUAGUAACAAUUAAAUGAGUAUGCACAAACAAACAAGCACUUAGACGAUUUGGAAUAAGUUACAUUACCGAAAGCGAAUUAAUGAUAUAAUUAUAUUUUUUGCUUUUCGAGCUUAAUCGCUGGACUUUACAAAAUAUGUGUGUAGUUCAAUUAAAUUGUUACUCAGUAUAGUCGGUAGCUUCUUAUCUAAAUGUGUGUUACACUUUUAUCGAAAUAGAUAACAGUCGUGUAAUGAUCAACUUAAUGUAUUUCAAUAAGAUCGAUUUUCUAUCCGCAGCUGUCAAACGCAAUGAUUUUAGACAAUACAAAUUGAAAAUGCAAUUUCAAAAAGAGCACAUCUCUAAAAAUGUAAAAUGUUCAGGAAAUGAAAAAAACUAAUUAUUUUCUAAAGCAGUGUAAAAUUUAAAAUAUUAACUAUUGAGAUAUAUUUUCGU